This is a messenger RNA of Centropristis striata (black sea bass), 2240 nucleotides long. It is a transcript of the gene col26a1, whose product is annotated as collagen alpha-1(XXVI) chain. The transcript is spliced from 14 exons. Gene Ontology annotation, molecular function: protein binding. Lineage: Eukaryota; Metazoa; Chordata; Actinopteri; Perciformes; Serranidae. The coding region runs from base 606 to 1925 and encodes 439 amino acids. The record is from RefSeq and is a predicted model, not a curated record.
UAUUGUUAAAUCAUAAUGUCAUAGCUCAUAUCUGUCUCUGUCACCACCGUCUUAUGUAGACUUAAAGAAUAGGCGGGGAAUAAAUCUCUAUUGGAUCGCCCAUUGGAGCCUCAAUCUGAGUAAUAAAACAAUAUACAUAAGAGCUACAAUGUGCCUUAGAGUUAAAAACUGUAGAUUCACUACUGGCCAUCACUUUCACAUCAUAGGACCUAUAAAAACUGGUGGGUCGUGGUUAUUCGAUCGAGACCAGAUGCGCUUUUACGCACUCCGUCUCCAGCCCUCACUCAGCGCGCUUUUUACGCACACUGGAUAUUUGACUCCUCAGUCCUCGGCACCAUGUCAAACGUCAGAAAGCCGCUUUAUUCUAUAGGAAGAGUCUGUGUGUCAUUCAUGUCGGGCUCUUGAGAGGGCCAGUUUGUUUCUGCUCGGGAAGACUUUGAAAUGAGCAGCUCAUUCAUGGUUUCAGCGGGGUUUUCUUAGACUUUCUUUGCCAAUUCUACUCUACAGAUACUAUAGAUCUGUCAAAGAGGGAGUCUUAACUUCAGGAUUUACUUGAAAAUCGUCGCUAUCUGCGGAUUUCUCGGUCAGGGAUAAAUCAAAAGGAGAUGAUGGCUUUAUCGUUCCUCUACGCCUUGUGCAUGUGGAUAACAUUAGUGUGUCCUGCGCUGGGAACAGGCUUUGUUUAUCACUUUCCGAGCAUCACUCUGCAGCGGCAGCGCAUCAAAUCGGAGCAGAGCAGCAGCACGGGACCACCAGGUACCGGGUCCAGGACGCAACUCAGGAACUGGUGUCAGUACACUAUUUCCAAAACGGUGUCCUGUCAGGUGCACAACGGGACAGAAACCAGCGUGCAGAGAGUGUUGCAGGGCUGCCGAUGGCCCGGACCCUGCUCCAAAGUCAUCAGCUACAGGACGGUGAUCAGGCCGUCCUUUAAGGUCGCCUACAAACAGGUGACGGCUCUGGAGUGGAGAUGCUGCCCGGGGUUCGUGGGAGAAGAGUGUCGUGAAGAGUGUUUAAAUUGUACCAGUUUCACCGACAUGAACAGCAGAAUAAAUGCCAUUGAAUCAAAGAUCAAGCUGUUGGAAGACGGGCGUUCCUCCCUGCAGCCCGUCAGCGGUUCACCAGAAGGUUCAACGGAGAACGAGGUGGACGCACCCCAACCCACUCCGAUAGCCCCGCCCUCAUACCUGCCCCCAGGUCCAGGAGGCAGAGGGCUUCCGGGGCCCAUCGGACCACCAGGGCUUCCAGGUUCUGCUGGACCUGCAGGUCCAGCUGGAAGAGCAGGCCUCCCUGGACCCAUCGGACCAAAGGGGGACAGGGGUCUAACAGGAGGAUCAGGUCUACCCGGCCCUCCUGGUCCUCCGGGGCCUCCGGGGCCGAGCUCCUCUCCUGUCCGAGUGCGGGGUGACGUUUUCCACGUGGACAAUCAAGAGGAGACACCCGUACAACCUCCUCGGAUCAUAACUGGGCCUCCUGGUCCAGCUGGGCCCGUCGGCCCCUCAGGCCCUCCAGGACUGAGAGGAGCUGCAGGGACACCAGGCCUGUCAGGACGAGACGGGAAGGAAGGCCUCCAAGGGAAGCGUGGGGACGUUGGGCCUAAAGGAGAUCCGGGGGACAGGGGGCCUCCAGGUGUAGCAGGCGAGCUGGGCCUACCUGGAGCACCGGGACCAAAAGGAGAGCCAGGAGAAGGCUUGAAUGAGGGCGAGGCCGUGCAGCAGCUCAGGGAGGCCCUGAAGAUCCUGGCCGAGAGAGUCCUGAUCCUGGAGCACAUGAUCGGCGUUCACGAGAACUCUGAAGGAUCUGGAUUUGGCAGCUUUUCGGACCCCCUGUCUUUCUCUGCCAUAAAGACCAAACGCCGCCAGCCUCUCCAAGCCCCUCUAAGAGCUCCAGUACUGGGGGAGCGACAAAGGCGAGCUCCCCUUUAAUAUUAUAGGCUAAUUUUGUAUGUAUAUGUAUGAUUUUGAGUCAAAUUUUGGACAUAAAACUUUUGUUUAUAUCAUGUUCCUCAUAUAUUUGCCAUUUAUUGUCUUUUUUCAGCUGUAAAAAUGAAGAGAUGUUAAGCAUUUCAGGCUUUUAUUGAGUCUUUUUGACUCUUUUGUUGCUGCAUGAUCGUAGUCUACAUAACCUUAACAGCAGCACGUGUUCAAUGUUGUACAAUGAAAUAUAUUCUCAUUAAGUGUUAUGAGGGUUUUUGGCAUCUUUCUUUCCUCAGAUAACAGACGGCCUAGUAAACACAUCAG